Messenger RNA from Tribolium madens (black flour beetle), 2825 nucleotides. RefSeq names its product transcriptional activator protein Pur-alpha (gene Pur-alpha). Gene Ontology annotation, molecular function: DNA-binding transcription factor activity, RNA polymerase II-specific; RNA polymerase II transcription regulatory region sequence-specific DNA binding; purine-rich negative regulatory element binding. The transcript is spliced from 6 exons. Gene Ontology annotation, cellular component: nucleus. Lineage: Eukaryota; Metazoa; Arthropoda; Insecta; Coleoptera; Tenebrionidae. The record is from RefSeq and is a predicted model, not a curated record. Gene Ontology annotation, biological process: regulation of transcription by RNA polymerase II. Bases 63 to 944 code for a protein of 293 amino acids.
UUUCUGGUGACUUUUCGCGUUUCCCCUAACCCAGUGAAGGUUGUGUGUGUGUCGGGUUUGCGAUGUCGGAUUUAGGAAGCGGAGAUGAGGGUUCAAGUUCGCAAAAGUAUCAUCAAGGGAUGGAACAGGGGAGCAGCGAAUACGACCCAGGUCAACAGGGUCAGGUGGAGCAAGAGUUGGCCACAAAAAUGUUACAAAUUCAAAGUAAACGAUUCUAUUUAGACGUUAAACAAAAUCGGAGAGGAAGGUUUAUCAAAGUUGCUGAGAUCGGAGCAGAUGGCAGGCGUUCACAGAUAUUCCUGGCCCUUUCCACUGCUGCCGAAUUUAGAGAUCACCUCUCUGCCUUUAGUGACUUUUAUUCCUCGUUGGGACCUCCGAAUCCGGACAACGUUCCCGAAGACGGCAAACUGAAGAGCGAGAUGAUGAUAAAGGACAACCGUCGUUAUUACCUCGAUUUGAAGGAGAAUUCACGCGGUCGUUUCUUGCGCGUAUCGCAAACGAUAACACGUGGCGGUCCGCGUUCGCAAGUUGCGAUUCCCGCCCAAGGUAUGAUCGAAUUUCGUGAUGCUCUUACCGACCUACUUGACGAAUUCAGUACUGAUGAGCAUGCGUACAAACCCGACUUACCCGAAGGUAGACAUAUGCAUGUCGAUAAUAAAAAUUUCUAUUUCGACAUUGGACAAAACAAUCGCGGUGUCUAUAUGCGUAUAUCGGAAGUUAAGACGAACUUUCGUACGGCCAUCACCGUUCCGGAGAAGAGCUGGCCUCGAUUCAGGGACAUUUUGGCAGAUUAUUGCGAUAAGAUCAAGCAACCGUCGACGACGGGGGCGGUGUCCGGCGGCACUGGACAAGCGAACGUCGGCGGCGGUGGGAUGUCAUCGGAUCAACCGCAUCCGUUGGUUGGCAACAACACCCAACAGGACACCGGGACAAGUUUAAAGUAGGCUAGUCGGCCAUUUUAGACUAUUAGAUUUAUUAUAAUAACAAAUUAUAAAAUUGGAUAGGAGCGGUGUCAAGGUCUUAGUUUUGGUCUUCUGCGCAUGCGCAUAAUUUUAAAAUGAGACUUUGGCACCGCCGUACGAUAAGUUGUGAGUUGGGUUUUCUGUGCAGUGUUGCAAACACUAUAAAUGUUAGAUUCUCUAUUAUAUGUUACGAAAUAUUACUAAAUUAUUUAUUUAGCUCGUUUUAAGUUGUUGGAGAUGGAAUGGAAGAAAGGGACGCCACUGUAUCAAUUUUUUGGGUGUUGUGUUUUGGAUUUUGUUUCGGGACCCAAAAAACACAUUCUUGUACAAUUUCUAUAUUAGAAAAAGAUUGUCAAGAUGGCUAUUUUUCGUUUCCGGUUGUGGUGUCUCAAAAAAAAAAAAAGUUGAUAAGCUCCUAACGGGUCUUAGCUCAGCAUUACAUUCUUACAAAAUAUUGUGAUUAGAAAAGUUUUAAAUUAUUUUUUUAUUAUUCAUUUGAGAAGGUUUUUGCAUCAAAAUUUUAUAUGUAUAAAAAUUAUAUAAAUAUUGAUUUAUCCUAUCUGCCACGAUGUUUUUUAUUUUAGAUUUUUUAUUUUUCUAGAUAACUAGUCAACUAUUGAUUUUUAUGGGACAUGUCUUGGAGUUUGGACGAUUAUUGAAUUGCGUAGUUGUUGUAGGGUUAAAAAGCGGUAUUUUUGGAUUAAUGCUCCAUUGUUUUGUUAGAUUACGCAACAAGAACCUCGUUUGUUGUUUAAUACGAAGUGGGCGUGGUCUGUGCUCUUUUUCCUACAAUUUUAUCCAAUGAGAAACUGCCAGUUUUGUGGUUAAUUCAAGUACGGGGCCGACAGAUGGCGCUAUUUCGUAUUGUGCUCGUUUGAUAUAUAAUCGUCCAUUCUCUGUCCCAAACUUUCCCAGAAUUGUAUUAAAACUCAGAACUAGCUUUUUAGUGAUACUAUAAAUUAUAUAAAGAAAAAAGAAAAAUUAAUGUUGCGAAAAUUUUAUGUAUGUAUUGGAGAUUUUUAAAUUUAAAAAAAAUGCUGGACAUUAUUACUAUAACUAUUGCGUCUUUUAGCUGUGAAUUUUUUUGAUUGCGAAAAGUUGAGCAAAAAAAUUCAAAGCGUCUUUUAUUUCGACGAAAGUUUAAAACUUUUGAAAGUACGAAAAUCUGCCAUCCAGUUCUUAGCGCUUUAUUUGCCCCUUGUUUUGUCAUGUUUGUACUUUUUAAAGUUUUAUGAAUUGAUAAAGAAAAACUUUAUAUACCUAGAUUGUGUGUAUUCUUUUUAUGUUUGUUUUGAGGCAAACAUGACGAGAAUCUGGCUGUUCGUGUAUUGAUUACAUCAACUGCCCUGCAACUUUUUUAUGUGAUAGAAAUUAGGAAUCUUGAGAACAAAUACCAAAGAUUGUGUUUCGGUUAGUCGCGUCAAUUAGGCUACAAGAAGAGAACAACUCCGGCAGCUGAUGUACUCCGUACAUUAUAAUAUUAGGUAAGGUAAUGUGUUCUAUAAAAUUCAUUGGUAAAAAAUAGAUGUUAUUAAGUAGGCUACCGCGUAAAAUUCUAUCUGUAACUAUGAAUAAUGGUCGAUUGGUUGGCGCGCUUCAUUUUUUCACAUCAGUAUUAUCGAUUUCAGAUUUUUCACACGCUGAACAAUUCUUGAUUAGUCGUGGUUAUAGAUAUUAUCUUAUGUCCCAUUUAAGGUGUUUUAAUAAAAUAGAAGGAAUAGUUUGGUAAAAAAACAAAAAAAUGAUUCACGGAUCACAACCGAUUGCGGUCCAUUUCGGACGCCAUAACACACGUAUAAUUUAUAUUGAAAUGUUAUUUUAAAAACUUCAGUUACAAAAAAAUAAAACAUUUAUAAAAAACUA